Molecule: messenger RNA, 3211 nt
Organism: Coregonus clupeaformis (lake whitefish)
Lineage: Eukaryota; Metazoa; Chordata; Actinopteri; Salmoniformes; Salmonidae
Gene: tars3
Product: threonyl-tRNA synthetase 3
Biological process (GO): threonyl-tRNA aminoacylation
Cellular component (GO): cytoplasm
Molecular function (GO): ATP binding; threonine-tRNA ligase activity
Source: RefSeq, a predicted model, not a curated record
CAAUUCCCACUUGCUGAUGAAAGAGAAGAGUAAUUUAAAGAUGGCGGAGUGCAUGGCAGCACGUUUGGCCGCGCAAGAGGAGCAGAUAAAGCUCCUCACUCGGGAAUUUAGCAUCUUACGAGACGGGCUAAAUGGUGGUCCAGACGUAGCCAGCAUUCUCGCCAGUUCUCCGGAGCUGGAGAACUUACGGAGCGAGAAUGAGAAGCUCAAAUUUCGUCUCGUGCACCUCCGCCGGGGUCUCCAGGAAGAGCUCGCGAGGGAGGGACAGGGCAAGGGGGGCACAAACAAAGGCCAGGAGAAAACAGGGAAAGAACAACAACAACAACCAAAGAACCGCAAUGCUGAUAAUAAUAAGGCAGCAACUCAUGAGACCAAACCUGCUGCUCAUAAGAACAACAAGAAGGAGAAGCCAGAGAACAACAAGAAAGAGAAGCCAGAGAACAACAAGAAAGAGAAGCCAGAGAAGGCACAGGGAGGAGGGGGCGGUGGCAGAGAGCUGAAACCGUGGCCUGGCUACAUCUCGGAGCGCAUGCAGCUGUAUGAGGAGCUGAAAAAGGAGAGUGAUGCCCUGCUGGCCAGGAGAGCUGCAGACAGCCAGCCCAUCACUGUGGAGCUGCCAGAUGGACGCAGGGUGGAGGGUCAGGCCUGGGUCACUACCCCCUACCAGCUGGCCUGUGGCAUCAGUCAGGGCCUGGCUGACAAUGCAGUGAUUUCCCGGGUGAACGGGGACCUGUGGGACCUGGACAGACCUCUGGAGAAGAGCUGCUCACUGGAGAUCCUGCGCUUUGACAAUGACGAUGCCCAGGCUGUAUACUGGCACUCCAGUGCUCACAUCCUUGGUGAGGCCAUGGAGCGUUUCUAUGGAGGCUGUCUGUGUUAUGGACCACCCAUUGAGAAUGGCUUCUACUAUGACAUGUUCCUCGAUGGACCCCAGGGGGUUUCGAGUACAGAGUUUGACUACCUGGAGGCACUGUGCAAGGCUGUGGUGAAGGAGAAACAGCCCUUCGAGAGGCUGGAGGUCAGCAAGGAGACCCUACUGAAGAUGUUCAAGUACAACAAAUUCAAGUGUCGCAUUCUGAAUGAGAAAGUCACCACACCUACAACAGUCUACAGAUGUGGGCCUUUGAUUGACCUGUGUCGUGGGCCCCACGUAAGACACACAGGAAAGAUUAAAGCAUUGAAGAUCUACAAGAACUCUUCUACGUACUGGGAGGGCCGCUCGGACAUGGAGACCCUGCAGCGUAUCUACGGCAUCUCCUUCCCAGACUCCAAGAUGCUGAAGGAGUGGGAACGCUUUCAGGAGGAGGCUAGGAACAGAGACCAUCGGAAGAUUGGAAAGGAACAGGAACUGUUUUUCUUCCAUGACCUGAGCCCUGGCAGCUGCUUCUUCCUCCCGCGUGGAGCCUACCUGUACAACACACUCACUGACUUCAUCAGGGAGGAGUACUGUAGAAGAGGUUUCCAGGAGGUGGCCUCUCCUAACAUCUAUAACAGUAAGCUGUGGGAGACUUCUGGCCACUGGCAGCACUACAGCGACAACAUGUUCUCCUUCCCAGUGGAGCAGGACAUCUUUGCACUGAAGCCCAUGAACUGUCCUGGACACUGUCUGAUGUUCAGCCACAGGCCUCGGUCGUGGAGGGAGCUGCCUCUGAGACUGGCUGAUUUCGGGGUGCUCCAUAGGAAUGAGCUUUCAGGGACACUGACCGGCCUUACGAGGGUGCGCCGCUUCCAACAGGAUGAUGCUCACAUCUUCUGCACAAUGGAACAGAUUGAGUCUGAGAUGAAGGGCUGUCUGGACUUCCUCCGCUGUGUCUACGAUGUCUUUGGCUUCUCUUUCCAGCUGCACCUCUCAACCCGUCCAGAGAAGUACCUAGGAGAUAUCGCUGUCUGGAACCAGGCUGAGAAGCAACUGGAAAACAGCCUGAAUGAGUUUGGGGAGCCAUGGAAACUAAACCCCGGAGACGGUGCUUUCUAUGGACCCAAGAUUGACAUUAAGAUCAAAGAUGCUAUUGGCCGGUAUCAUCAAUGUGCAACCAUUCAGCUGGACUUCCAGCUUCCCAUCCGCUUUAACCUGACCUUUGUGGGGAAGGAGGGGGAUGACAAAGCGAGGCCUGUCAUCAUCCACCGGGCCAUUCUAGGCUCUGUGGAGAGGAUGAUAGCCAUCCUCACUGAGAACUACGCAGGGAAAUGGCCCCUCUGGCUGUCCCCACGUCAGGUGAUGUUUGUGCCUGUCAACCCUACCUGUGAAGAAUAUGCCAAGAGGAUGUGUAAACAGUUUGUGGAGGCCGGAUUCAUGGCAGACGCUGAUCUUGACUCCAGUUGCCUCCUAAACAAAAAGAUCCGCAACGCCCAGUUAUCCCAGUACAACUUCAUCCUGGUGGUCGGUGAGAAAGAGAAGCUGACUAACAGCGUGAACGUACGUACGAGGGACAACAAGGUUCAUGGAGAGCUGUCCGUCUCUGAGGUGCUGGCUCGCCUGACCCUGUUGAAAGAGUCACGCUGCCGGAACGCUGAGGAGGAGUUCUGAGGAAAGGCAGGGUGACCACAUGGUUCCCAGAAGACGACAAAAUGUUUAAUGCCAGAUAGAAUUCUGUGGUUUUCUCUGUCACAAUAGAUGAACAAAAGGGACAUUUUGUGAAUGCAAAGAGGUCUGUGUGGGAAGGAUAGACAUGGAAAGGGGUAGAUUAAAUGUAUUGACAUGUUUGAAAAAUAUACAAUAUUUUCUACUCACUCACUUGAAACUGACAGAGCCUUUCUGUAUUUGGAGUAGUUGAAUAUGUAUCUUUCUUUGAUUGUCUAAUCAGUUUGAAAGAAUAGUGUCAGAAAGUAAGAAUGUAUUUGGUACAGUACUGCAGGGUUUCUCAAACUCGGCCCUGGUGUUCCACAUUUUGGUUUUUGCCCUAGCACCACACAGCUGAUUGGUUAUUUGAAUCACCUGUGUAGUGCUAGGGCAAAAAACUAAACUUGCACCCAUGGGAAACCCUGCAGUAGUGUAUGAAAGACCAUGCAAGAGCAGUUUUUUUUUUUCAACACUAAUCUGAAGGAUAGAAUGUGGAUGAAGGAAGAUGUCAUGAUAAGAUUAUUUAUUGGGUUGAGGUUGAAAGAAGGUUGCAAUGUAAAACAAAGGACACUUUCUGGAAAUAUUAAAUACAAUCAUGAAGUAGCUCUCUCCUCUUGUUGGAUUGUAUCUUGGAAUAAAAUAUUGACUCAA